GUUCAUCUUUCCUUCAUUUUUCAUUCAAUUCUCUUUUUAGUUAAAUAAAUUUUAUAACAUAACUAAGGGUAAUUUAAAUCCUUACAAAUCGCCACCAUAUUUAUCUGAAUCUGAAAUAUCCUCUGUGCUACCCAACAAGUGGGCCCAAAAAUAGAAAAAAGUAUCUCAAAAAGAUUUUUUUUUGGGUUCUCAUCGACUUAACACCCCAAAAGAUCUUCCUGACUUACUCCCACUCAAAAAAAUCUGACCUCUGCCACUUAAAAUCCUUCAAGCCCUAUUCGAAACAAACACGGAUUAAACCUUUUACUGCUCGGAAAUGGAGACUGAAGUCGUGAGAAGAAGAGUCCACACGAUUGCAGGCCACUUUGUAGCACCCACUAAUGACGAUAUUAUCUCUUCCACCACCCGUCUUCUUCCAAUGAACUGCAGCAGUUUCAACUCUGUGAUCCAAAGGUAUGAUAACAGAAUGUAUUUUGCACGUCAAGCGUCCAGUUCUCAAGGUUGUUUCAUGAGGCCAAGUUCAAGUGAACAGAGUUCUUGCAAAGCUUCUGAAGCACCACUGUCUGCUAGGCCUUCUCUUCCCCUUAAAUGCUCUGGACUCACAAACGAUGGCUCUUGCAAUACUUCUGAAGCACCAUUAUUUGCUAGACCUGCAAGGACAGAACUAAACAAUGCUAAUUUAUCACAAAUCAAACAUCAGGUGCAGGAUUGCAAAUUAUUCACCCCUGAUAUGUCUAAGUUUUCUAAACAAGAUAGAAGAAUUGGUCCGAAAGAGCAAUUCCAUUUGAAGAAAAAUACAUAUUUUUCUGGAUCUAACGGAGUUUCAAGGAUGGAUGUAAGAGAAUUGGGACUCAAUUAUGUCGUGAUCAUGGAAAUCCCAGGUGUUGGCAUCAAUGACAUUAGAGUGGAAGUUGAUGACCAAAACUUAACCGUGAAGGCAAAACGUCCCAACAAGCAUUGGAAAGUAACGGGUCAUCCGAAUGGCGCAUAUCACAGGAGAGAAUACAGGGAAGAGCCAUACCAGGUCGUGUGGCCGAUUCCUUCAGAUGUGAACAAAGACAGUAUCUCAGCUGAGUUUCUAAAUGGAUUCCUACAAAUCAUUAUUCCCAAACUUUGAAGUUGAUAUUUGCAGCCACAAUUAUUUAUUCUAAGAUACUGUUGAUUCAUAUAGCAAAUGUACUGGUUAUGCAUGCAAAUUGGUAUAAUUGUGUUGUUGUAGCUAUUUGUGACCAAAUAAUUAGUAGCUUAUAAGUGCUACUUAUGGUAAACUUACUGGAUAAUGUAAUGGUAAUGUUGCUUGAUAUUA
Molecule: messenger RNA, 1306 nt
Organism: Mangifera indica (mango)
Lineage: Eukaryota; Viridiplantae; Streptophyta; Magnoliopsida; Sapindales; Anacardiaceae
Exons: 6
Coding region: 317-1117 (266 amino acids)
Biological process (GO): response to heat
Source: RefSeq, a predicted model, not a curated record